This is a messenger RNA of Suillus subalutaceus, 1539 nucleotides long. Its product is annotated as WD40-repeat-containing domain protein. The record is from RefSeq and is a predicted model, not a curated record. NCBI's taxonomy places the organism in Eukaryota, Fungi, Basidiomycota, Agaricomycetes, Boletales, Suillaceae. The transcript is spliced from 5 exons. The coding region runs from base 1 to 1539 and encodes 512 amino acids. Gene Ontology annotation, molecular function: protein binding.
AUGUCUUCUCUUGCCAACAAGCCUGUGCUAGAAAAAGUCACCGAGGUCAAUCGCGACAAGCAAAGGGUGCUGGCUAUUGCAUUUCUCUUCGGGGACCGACACAUCAUCGCCUGUUCUCACGGUUGUCUCCAAGUCAUAGAGGCAAAAAGUGGUAAAUUUGUUGGUGAUCCGUGGCAGGAUAAAGAGAGAAGCCAAAUUUGUGCAGUCGACGUAUCACCAGAUGGUGAGCGCGUCGCGACUGGCAGCAAAGAUGGCAAAAUACAGGUGUGGAAGUGGAAUGGAAAAACUGCGGAGAUAAUCGCCCAAUCAGAGAAGCACAGUGCUGCAGCAAAUUGUGUAUGCUGGAGUAGACAUGAUGGUGGCGCUCACAUCGCUAGUGGCUUUGAUGACGGCAGGGUAGCCGUCUGGCCGGUAGCAUCGGGCCUCAAGAACCCCAUGAGUACCGACGAUACCCGCCUCCGAUACAUACACACGAUAAACUAUUCACAUGACGGCACACAACUCCUCGUGAGCGGUUACGACCGCGAAAUUUCGAGAUUGACAAUCGACGAGAAAGCGCAGGAAGUCGAGGUAGAUGAAGUCAUCAAAAUUUGCAACAAUCCUGAACACGUAUCAAGCGCGACAUGGGCCGUGACUACAGAUAGGCAUGCAAUUGUCACUGGCUUAACAGACGGGAAGAUCAAGAUACUUGAACUCCCGGAAGGUCGGCUGCUAGAGCUUGAGGGACCGGGUCACUCCGACCUCGUCUGCGCCGUCGUUCUGCUUCCAGACAAACGUGUACUUGCAAGCGCCUCUUAUGACCGUAGCCUCCGCUUUUGGGAUCUCGGUGCCAAACGACCAAUUGGUCAACCACUCCCGCACUCUGCGGAUCCGACCUGUGUAGCAUUCGCAACCAAUGGAAACUCAGUAGCUACCGGUACUUGCGAUGGCGAGGUCUACCUUUGGGAUAUAGCAGAUUUUCUCUCUAGUGCAAUGCCAACGGAGGAUGUGAAUGGUCAUGACGGAGACGCGACUGUUACUAUUAGGCCUCCCUUUAACCCUGACUCGCCAAUCCCUACUCGCCAACGUAAAACCCAACGACUACACGGUGACCCGAGCUUCCCAGGACGGCCUCUCAACACUCGUAGACCACCGAUAUCAUACGGUCGGGAUUUCUUUGAUGACGUGCGCGCUCCAGUCGUAGAAGUUCCCAGUACUGCCACUCCAAGUGUUAGCAAGCGAUUUUCCUUAUCUCGGACUGUCAAAGUUGUCGCUGUGUCACUUAUGCAACAGGUAUUGAGGGUACCCCAAACACAACCUGACACACCGAUUGAAAUGCUGCUAACGACGACCGCGUCCUCAGGUAGGGUUCAAGAAAGUCGACAAAACCAUAGGCAGUAUCAAGUAGUCAGUAGCGCUCCGCGUGUCGCAUUCGACCAGCAAUCAGGAGCGACAAAUGAACCGACCACACAGGCAGCUGUCCUUGUGCGACGUACUCGCUGGGUCAACGCCUUGUUGCGCAUGGGGUGCAUACCUCAGUACCCCGAGCAGAUGGACUGA